AUCACCCAUCCAGUAGCUAAUCUUGCCUUUGUGUUUACAUUUAAUUUAUAAACUUUAAAAAAUAUAAAACUUAUUGACAAUAAAAUGCCUGUUGACUGGUUGGGAUACGUCUACGCUGCCACAGUUGCCGCUGGCGGCAUCAUGGGCUAUGCCAAAGCUGGGUCCGUUCCUUCUUUGGGGGCCGGUUUGGCUUUUGGAGCUCUGCUUGGCUACGGCGCUCAUCUUAACUCCCAGGAUCCGCCACGUCCACUUCUUCAGUUGGGAACUUCUUUAUUUUUAGCUGGUAUGAUGGGUGCCCGAUGGAAUCGAUCUGGAAAACUAAUGCCUGCCGGUUUUGUUUGUGUGCUCUCUGUGGCGGCUUUGGUGCGGAAUUUGGUCACAUAUAAUCGUUACUUGCCCCUGCCCACAGGCACUAAGGGCGCCUAAAUAUUUACAUGCCAGGAAACAAAGAUUUGAUGCUCAACUUGCCUGGAUAUUUUUAUUUAAACUGAUACCUUAAUCUGCUCUUAAUUUGUUUUAUUUUUCUUCUCUAUUUUGAAGCGAACAAUUUUUUAUAUGUGAUGGGUAAAUACUUAAAUAAAACUAUGUCACUUUUUUAGUUAUUAGCGAUAAGAUAACAUAGAAAGUUGACUACUUUCAAAAAGUUAGUAUAAUGCUGACUGAAAUGUUUUCAUGAA
Molecule: messenger RNA, 677 nt
Organism: Drosophila willistoni
Lineage: Eukaryota; Metazoa; Arthropoda; Insecta; Diptera; Drosophilidae
Product: transmembrane protein 14 homolog
Exons: 2
Coding region: 85-426 (113 amino acids)
Biological process (GO): regulation of heme biosynthetic process
Cellular component (GO): mitochondrial membrane
Source: RefSeq, a predicted model, not a curated record